This is a messenger RNA of Callithrix jacchus (white-tufted-ear marmoset), 2465 nucleotides long. It is a transcript of the gene TNFSF14, whose product is annotated as TNF superfamily member 14. Gene Ontology annotation, biological process: immune response. Gene Ontology annotation, molecular function: tumor necrosis factor receptor binding. NCBI's taxonomy places the organism in Eukaryota, Metazoa, Chordata, Mammalia, Primates, Cebidae. The record is from RefSeq and is a predicted model, not a curated record. Gene Ontology annotation, cellular component: membrane.
GCCUGUCCUCAGCGUUCACAGCCCAGGAGUGUUGAGCAAUUCCGGUUUCCUCUGAGGUUGAAGGACCCAGACGUGCCAGCCCCGCUCCGAGCACCUUGGGCAUGGAGGAGAGUGUGGUGCGGCCCUCGGUGUUUGUGGUGGACGGACAGACGGACAUCCCGUUCACGAGGCUGGGACGAACCCGCCGAAAACUGUCGUGCAGGCCGGCCCCAGUGGGUCUGGGUCUCUUGGUGUCGCUGAUGGGGGCUGGGCUGGCCGUCCAAGGCUGGUUCCUGCUGCAGCUGCACUGGCGUCUGGGAGAGAUGGUCGCCCGCCUGCCUGACGGAGGUGCAGGCUCCUGGGAGCAGCUGAUACAAGAACGAAGGUCUCGCCAGGUCAACCCAGCGGCGCAUCUUACAGGGGCCAACUCCAGCUUGACGGGCAGUGGGGGUCCAUUGCUAUGGGAGACCCAGCUGGGCCUGGCCUUCCUGAGGGGCCUCAGCUACCGAAAUGGAGGCCUGGUGGCCACCAAGGCUGGCUACUACUACAUCUACUCCAAGGUGCAGCUGGGCGGUGUAGGCUGUCCGCAGGGCCUGGCCAGCACCGUCAUCCACGGCCUCUACAAGCGCACGCCCCGCUAUCCCGAGGAGCUGGAGCUGCUUGUCAGCCAGCAAUCACCCUGCAGGCAGGCCACCAGCAGCUCCCGCGUCUGGUGGGAUAGCAGCUUCCUGGGUGGUGUGGUACACCUGGAGGCUGGGGAGGAGGUGGUCGUCCGUGUGCUGGAUGAGCGCCUGGUCCGACUCCGUGAUGGCACCCGGUCUUACUUCGGGGCUUUCAUGGUGUGAAGGAAGGAGCAUCAUGCCUUGGACAGGGGUCGGACAGGUGGAGGCCUCAGAGAGUGCCUCAGGAGACAGAAAACUCAGGAAGCAGAGGCAGGGCAGGGUGGCUGAUGCCCGUAAUCCCAGCACUUUGGGAGGCCAAGGCGGGCGGAUCACCUGAGGUCUGGAGUUCGAGACCAGUCUGGCCAAGAUGGCGAAACCCCAUCUCUACUAAAAAUACAAAACUUAGCUGAACAUGAUUGUGCUGCCUGUGGUCCCAGCUACUCAGGAGGCUGAAGCAGAAUUUUGCUUGAACCUGGGAGGUGGAGGUUGCAGUGAGCCGAGAUCGCAUCAGUGCUCUCCAACCUGGGCAACAGAUCGAGACUUCGUUUUAAAAAAAGAAAACUCAGGUCUUGGAGGACACCCCAAAACUCAAAUGUGGAAAGCUCAGUGGGCACUGCCAGGGACCAAAAACUCAGACAUCUCGAGAUCUGAGGACCCAGGAGGCACCUUCAGAACACCCUUGUAGACUACAGACCCUGGCACAGACAAUACUAAGUCAAAGACCCAGAGACUUGGGGUCUGUGGGCCCCCAAACGUUGGGUAAAGUUGAUUUGCCUGAUAUUCAGGAAGACGGGGUGAGGGGUGGGUAUUUAUGCUUUUGAUUCAGAAGAAAAUAGGACUUGGGAUUCCAGGGACUUGGCUGUGGGUGGAAAAUGUUGUCCACUUCCCUACUCUCAUGAGCACGGACAGGGUGGGCGGGAGACUGGUCAUCAGGACACAGCCCAGCCCCACCCACCUACAGUCAGAGUCACAUACUCAGAUCAGAUCCCACCCACAGAUUUGUGGCCAAACUUCAGCCUGGUCACAAAGAGUUACACUCAGAAACAUGGGCACAGCAAUAUACUCAUAAAUGUUUAAUAACCAGCUGUCCUGCAAGAGGAACAGCGUUGUAAUGUUUGCCAAUUUCCAUGGUGUAAAUGCUACCAGCAUGGCUGAUUUCGUCACUGCCAAGCAUAGACACCCCACUGGGACAUCACAGCUCUGUCCGCGGCAUGCAGCCCGGGGCCUGGCACAAAGCUGAUGGAAAGGAAGAAAGAAACAGUGCCAUACCGUCACACCUAUGGCAUCCCAGGAAAUCGGUCACACGACUGUGAAACAGCCACUCUUUCACAACUAUAGACUCACACACGCAAAGGGCCAGAUUCACGCACAACCGCACCAUCAUGUGGAAGUCACAGACGGCAUCACAGACAGCCGCAGCGCCGUGUGCAGGUUAUAACACAACCACACAAAACUCAGACUAUAGCCCAGCCACACAGCACCCCCACACUUGGUAAUUAAUACUCGUUACGUCAGACACAGACAUGUCAAUUAUAGUCAGACCUGGUAACACACGCAUACACACACACACAACAUCACAAUGACAAACACACAUUACACACACACGUCACAAUGACAAACACACAUUACAAAACACAUCACAAUUACAAACAACAUUGCACACACACACACACAUCACAAUGACAAACACACAACAUUGCACACAUACACACAGCCUGAGGGUCCUCCCCAGCCCAGACUAACACAUCUUGGGGUGAGGACCACACUUUGUUUAUAACCCUGGGCCUCUUGUCCACUGGUCUUUGAAAUAAAUGGCAAAUCGCU